AUGGGCCAAGUUCAAGAGGCUCAGAAUUCAGUGGAUGCACAAGAGGUUCAAAAUGCGUUGUAUGAACAAGAGGCCCAAAAUCCAGUAGAAGCAGUGGUAAUGCAAAGUCCACAACGAAAUGUGGAAACGCUUCCAUCCGAAGAAAACUCAGGUUCGGCUGAGAAGCAGGCGUGGGUUGAAGCCCCAGUAAAGCUGAUGCUUACGUUAACCGAGGAGCUACGGCCUAAAGUGGGGAAGAGCGCAUCCGUUAAAAAUAAAACUAAAAUGUGGAAACUUAUAACUGAGCGUAUGGCAGAGCAAGGGUAUAUCUUCACAACAGCGCAGAUUGAAAAUAAAUUUCGAACAAUGGAGGGCAAUUUUAAGAAGACGAAUCUGCACAACAAACAAACAGGCAGAAAUAGGCUGACGUGUCCAUACCAGAAUGAAUUGGAGAAAGUGCUUGGCGAGCAAAGAGGUAUAAAUCCCGAUUUCGUGCUCGACAACGAAGAGCUGGAAGGGGUUUCUCGAGACGCAGGCCCACCAGCAGAAAGCAGUUCUGAUGCGGAUCCAUCUACGAAUGAUGAUGUGCCAAGUUGUGCUCCUAAGCGAAGGAAAGUAGGAUCCAAUGAGCGCACGUACGAAAAAAUUGAGGAAUUGGCAAAGGAAAGAAAGGAGUACCACUCCAACGUUUUGGAGCUGUUGGAGAGAAAAGAAGAGAGAGCACAACGGAAGGAGGAGAUGGCACAGAGGAAGGAAGAGAUGGCACGAAAGAAGUUGGAGUUGCUAGAGGCUCUCGUCAAGCAAAAUAAGCAUUAAUA
Rhagoletis pomonella (apple maggot) is the source of this 797-nucleotide messenger RNA. RefSeq lists its product as uncharacterized. The record is from RefSeq and is a predicted model, not a curated record. Lineage: Eukaryota; Metazoa; Arthropoda; Insecta; Diptera; Tephritidae. The coding region runs from base 1 to 795 and encodes 264 amino acids. The transcript has 3 exons.